UUUUUUUCUCUUUCUCUUUUUACUGCUUUCGACCACUACUUCCAACAAUGACACUCCAUCCUUCGCCUCCUACAGACCAUCCUAUUGUAGACAUUUUGAACAUCAAAGACGGUGAAACUGUACAUCAAAGGUUUCUUCUAGUACUUGGCCGUAUAACAGGACCUGCUACAUCUCAACAUCGAACGUCCAUCACAGUAGUAUGUCAAGGAUUUCCUUCAACCCAAUGGCCCUGUCUACAACACCAUUUCAAAGCCUUGGUACACCUCAACAGUGGACCUAAUACGAUCACUUUCAUGCUGGACAGCCAUACCACGUUCUCGUUCCAUGUUUACUAUCUCCCACUUUUGCAAAAUCCACCACUGUCCUUGGUCAUCCUUGUUGCUCAUGAUUCACCUUGUCAGUUCGACACACCACCGGAGAAACAAGAUGAAAACGGGUUGGAGGUAGCGAUAGAGAAACUACGUCUGGCCGGUUACUUGUGGCAAAGUUUCUGUGCAGAGCAAAUGCAUCGUCAUGGUAUGGGACGUCGUACGUUUCGUUUGGAGGAAGCUUGGUUACCGGAUACUGUCAGUCAAGCUGCUGGUUAUUAUCGUCAUCAACAAGCCAAUACUGCGUUGGUCCGUGUGCUUCGAUCACAACAUUCUUUACAAACACUUCGGGAUGCGCGUCGUGCUCAGCAAAACCCUCAUCGGGACGAUACCUUACCUAGUCUCUUUGAUCUGUUCAUGCAAGAUAUUCAAGCUUCUCCUGAUUUUUUUGCUAACGAUUGUCUAGUGGCAGGGUUGAUCUUGGAUGCCCAUUGGGAUACACAACAACAAUUGGUGGUGGGUCAUGCCGCAUUGGGGGGUGGGGUGGGUAACAUUCGCUUGGGUAUCUUUGGUUCUCACGCGCUUCAUGCUUUUCCUCGGUCCAUCGAACAUAUUGUGCCUGCUAUGUUGGAUACAACUCUCACUGAUACUCGAUAUGUGGCCAAUGAUGCAAAUGAAUCUAGUACUUGGUGGAAAGCUUUGAAUAUUGGUAUGGGUGCAAUGUUACACGAAGUAGGUCAUGCCUUUACAUUAUCACAUACUCCAUCUGGAUUAAUGGCAAGAGGAUUUAAUCAUUGGAAUCGUACAUUCAUGAUUCAUGAACCAGGUAGACCAGGAAUCAUCGUUACUCCUGAAGACGAAGAAGGAUCGAAAUGGCAUCGUGUGGAUAUUCUUCGGUUACGAUACCAUCCUGCUUUCCGUUUACCACUCGACCCUGAUGUGAGUGUGCCAGGAGCAUCAGCUGGGCCAAGAUUUGAUGCUCUGAGUCGAGACCAAAUCCAAAUCUCAAGUCCUACUGGGAUCACGUUGGUGGAACUUUGGGUGAAUGGACACUAUGUGGAUCAUUACGAAUACCUGGUCGAUCAUCAGCAUCAUCAUCUUCUUCCAACACAAUUAGUAUUUUCUCUUCAACAACUAGAACAAAAGGCACAUUGUCAUCAUCCGGAUGUAUUGAAACUGGAAGUCACAUCACCGCGACAACAUACCGAAGUUUUAGAAAAUACGGCACAAUUCUUACAUGACAGCAUUGUACGGUUACCGGGAGUACCACAGGAUGUCAUCCAAGGGAAAGGAUUAGGUCAACAAGGAUUAGGUGGAGCAAAUCAACCAACAUCCAAGGUGAUUUUCUUGGGUCAACCGCUUGUUACUGGCAUCAGGGUGUAUUCGGGCUCCUUUUUGGAUGGUGUGGAAUUCUUUUUUGCCAAUGGAACAACAGCACUCUUGGGAAAACGUGGUGGUCAUGCCAAUCAAAUAUGGUCCUUGGCACCCAACGAACGUGUCACUGGUUUGACGGUACGAUGUGGUGCUUGGGUGGAUGGCCUGGCCCUAAUCACUAAUCAACGGCAAAGUCCAUGGUAUGGAGGUCAAGGUGGUGGAAUGAUGUCUGCAAUGCCACCAAGUGGUUAUCAACUUGUGGGUUUUUAUGCUUCUGCUGGCGCUUGGAUGGAUCAAAUUGGUAUUUAUUAUAUUCCCCUUUAGAUAGUUAGUUUAAAAAUUCUAGUGAUCUUUUUUUUUUUUUU
Halteromyces radiatus is the source of this 2047-nucleotide messenger RNA. Its product is annotated as putative peptidase family-domain-containing protein. Gene Ontology annotation, cellular component: cytoplasm. Bases 48 to 2006 code for a protein of 652 amino acids. The record is from RefSeq and is a predicted model, not a curated record. Lineage: Eukaryota; Fungi; Mucoromycota; Mucoromycetes; Mucorales; Cunninghamellaceae. The transcript has 4 exons.